AUGACUAAGAGCAAGUCAUGCCACUGCAGUUCCACUACUAGGAAGAGCAAAGGCCAGGUAGCUCCGGACGGGUGUUUUUCAGUCUACGUUGGACCGCAAAGACAACGGUUUGUGGUGAAGACGGAGUUUGCAAAUCAUCCGUUGUUUAAGAUGCUGCUGGAUGAUGCCGAAAUGGAAUACGGUUACAACUGCGACGGUCCGAUUUUGCUUCCUUGUGAUGUGGAUUUGUUUUAUAAUGUGUUGGCUGAGAUGGAGAGCAGUGAGGAAAUUAGUACUCCUAAUUGUGGGUUUGUUAAGGGUUAUGGUUCGUUGAUGCUUUGCAGUCCUUCUCGUCGUCUAAAUUCGAGCAUCAACGACGGUUAUGGUGGUGCUUAUAGGCUGCUUAGCCCGUUGAAAAUGCUUAAGAUAAACCAAUUUUAA
Messenger RNA from Pyrus x bretschneideri (Chinese white pear), 420 nucleotides. Its product is annotated as auxin-responsive protein SAUR72. NCBI's taxonomy places the organism in Eukaryota, Viridiplantae, Streptophyta, Magnoliopsida, Rosales, Rosaceae. Bases 1 to 420 code for a protein of 139 amino acids. Gene Ontology annotation, biological process: response to auxin. The transcript has a single exon. The record is from RefSeq and is a predicted model, not a curated record.